Messenger RNA from Ostrea edulis (European flat oyster), 1227 nucleotides. Its product is annotated as E3 ubiquitin-protein ligase TRIM71-like. The transcript has a single exon. NCBI's taxonomy places the organism in Eukaryota, Metazoa, Mollusca, Bivalvia, Ostreida, Ostreidae. Gene Ontology annotation, molecular function: protein binding; ubiquitin protein ligase activity. Gene Ontology annotation, biological process: proteasome-mediated ubiquitin-dependent protein catabolic process; protein polyubiquitination. The record is from RefSeq and is a predicted model, not a curated record. Bases 34 to 1161 code for a protein of 375 amino acids.
AUUGUCAACCGACGGAAAUCCGCCAUUGCGGAGAUGAAAACUAAACAUCUGGACGCGCUAAAUAAAAAUACAGAUGAAAUCACACAGAAAAUGGCGGAACUCAAACAGAUCAUGUCCGACUUGAAAUCAAUCCUAAAAUCCAAUGACGUCUCCUUAACCUCUACUUACAAAUCUAGGAAUUCCCAAUUUAGAACAUUACCGCCUAAAGUCCGAGUCACAGCACCGAGUCUCUCUCCUCAGAAAAUAAACAAAGAUCAGCUCAAUGUAAUGUUCGGUUCUCUGUCGCCAUUAUCCAUUAACACAGAACAUGGCGACACAAUGAAGUCAGCAGAAGCUGUAUCGUCUCCUCCAGUCAAACCACUGCUUGAUGAGCCGCGCGUCACCGCCACCAUAGACACUAGGUAUGACUUUCUAUACAGUGUUAGCUGUCUGAGUGAAGAUCAAGUCUGGACAUGCGGGACUAACGAAACCAUGAAGCUGCUCGACCUCCAGAGUAAACUACUGACAUCAAUAAAAACCAAGUCAGGGGACGAACCAGAGGACAUAGCAGUGACACGGGACGGGGAUUUUGUUUAUACUGACCCUAGUAAUAACACCGUGAACUUAAUUAAGAAUAAAAAGAUACAGACCAUGAUCAUACUACAGGGGUGGAGACCUCGCUCUGUCUGCUGUACCGCGGCUAACGACCUCCUGGUUACCAUGUACAGUGAUGAUCUCAAACAAUCCAAAGUCGUGCGUUACUCCGGCUCCACAGAGAAACAAAGCAUUCAGUUUGAUGAUCAGGGUCGUCCUCUCUACUCAUCUGGUGGUGAUAAAUACCUCAGUGAGAACAGGAACCUGGAUCUCUGUGUGGCUGACAAUAAUGCUAGAGCAGUAGUGGUGGUCAAUCGGUCAGGAAAACUCCGAUUUAGAUACACUGGUCAUCCCUCUAAUAUAAAGCAAUCAUUUACUCCACAUGGCAUCACUACAGACAGCCAGAGUCACAUCCUGACAGCAGACCAUGACAAUCAUCGUAUCCACAUCCUAGAUCAGGACGGACAGUUCCUCCGUUACAUUCACUGUGAUUUACGCGAUCCAUUAGGUUUAUGUGUGGACAUCAGAGACAACCUCUUUGUGGCUGAGUGGGGCACUGCUAAAGUGAAGAAAAUCCAAUAUCUAUAAACACAGUGUUAAUUACACAGCUCUACAGUGUUAAUUACAUAGCUCGACAGUGUUAAUUACACAUCU